GCUGGUGGCGUUUUUUUACAUAUAAAAAAGCUCCCUUUGAGAUUUUAUUCUUGGAGUCUUUAGUGCUUUUGUUAGGAAACUGCACGCUUUUUUUUAUUAUUUCCCCCUCCCGCACGCCCUCUGCCUUGCAUUUCCAGCGGGACAAAAAGGCGUCUAGUUCCGUGCAGUCUCUACACGAAGUUGUCAAGCUGAAUCAGAGGAGAAAACGGAGGAACACUUGGGUCGGCGACUCUCACGGACGCGAGAAAAGAAAAGCCUGCCUCUUCUCUCCAGCCCCCCCUCCCCGCCACACGCCUCUUUUUUUAAAAAAAAAAAACAAAAAACCUGCAAGAAGGGAAGAAGUAAAACUUGCUUAGUUUGCAUUCGAGAGAGGGGCUGCGCGAUUCCCGAAGGGGAGAGUGCGGGGGGGCAAAAAAGACAAAGCCUUUUCCCUCCUGCUUCCUUGCUGUUGGUGGCUGGGCUGCUUCUUCCAUGAUUUUCUGCACUUAGACCAAGCUGUGCCUUAGCCAAUCAAUUCAGACCGGCCUUCCUUCACAGUGAGGGGCUCCCUUCUCCCCUCCAGCCCCCUUUUCUGUGUGACGUCCGUUCCCUCCAACCCCGUGGCAUCUCCCUGCCUUGCACCCGCCCUCCCCCCGUGUGGGGCCUUCACAACCAUGGAUGACUCGGAAGUGGAGUCGACUGCCAGUAUACUUGCCUCCGUCAAAGAGCAGGAGGCGCAGUUUGAGAAGCUGACGCGGGCACUGGAGGAGGAGCGGCGCCAUGUCUCUGCACAGCUGGAGCGCGUCCGCGUCUCCCCGCAGGAUGCCAGCCAGACCAUGGCCAACGGCACCCUCACCCGCCGGCACCAGAACGGCCGUUUCUUGGGCAAUGCUGACCUGGAGAGACAGAAAUUCUCUGAACUGAAACUCAACGGACCACAGGACCACAGCCACCUCAUAUACAGCAGCAUUCCCAGGAUGCAAGACCCAGGACAGAUUGUGGAAGAGACCUACACCAUGGAGGAGGACCCCGAGGGCGCCAUGUCAGUUAUUUCGGUAGAGACCUCUGAUGAUGGGAAAACCCGCCGUACAGAGACCACGGUGAAGAAGGUUGUGAAGACCAUGACCACGCGCACAGUGCAGCAAGUUCCUGUUGGCCCCGAUGGGCUGCCUGUGGAUGGCUCUCCAGUCCCCAACAACUACAUUCAGACCAUGGAUAGGAACUUCAGGAAAAACACCAAUGGCGGCCCUGGGGCCUACAUGAGCCAGCCGGGCACAGCUACCCUCCCGCGAAACUACCACUACCCAGACGGCUACGGCCGCCCGUACGAGGACAGCUACCACGGCAGCGAGCACAACUACGGCAGCCUGUCCCGCGUGACGCGCAUUGACGAGCGCUACCGCCCCUCCAUGGACGGCUACCGGGCCCCCAGUCGGCAGGAUGUCUAUGGGCCUCAGCCACAGGUGCGGGUAGGGGGAAGCAACAUGGACUUGAACCGCUUCCACCCAGAGCCUUACGGGUUGGAGGACGACCAGCGCAGCAUGGGAUACGACGACCUCGAUUACGGCACCAUGCCAGACUAUGGUACUGCCAGGCGGACUGGGACUCCCUCCGACCCCCGCCAGAGACUCAGGAGUUACGAGGACAUGUUGGUGGAUGAUUUGGCUAGAGACCAGUACUACUGGGCCCCCCUGGCCCAGCAUGAGAGGGGCAGCCUAGCCAGCAUGGAUAGCCUGCAGAAAGGGGGCCCACCCCCGCCCAACUGGCGCCAGCCCGAGCUCCCUGAGGUGAUCGCCAUGCUGGGCUUCCGCCUGGAUGCGGUGAAGUCCAACGCUGCGGCCUACCUGCAGCACCUGUGCUACCGCAACGACAAGGUGAAGACGGAGGUGCGCAAGAUGAAGGGCAUUCCGGUGCUGGUGGAGCUGCUGGACCACCCCAAGAAGGAGGUGCACUACGGGGCAUGUGGGGCCCUGAAGAACAUCUCCUAUGGCCGGGACCAGGACAACAAGAUCGCCAUCAAGAACUGCGACGGUGUCCCUGCUCUGGUGCGGCUGCUGAGGAAGGCGCGCGACAUGGACCUCACUGAGGUCAUCACAGGAACACUGUGGAACCUGUCCUCUCAUGACUCGAUAAAAAUGGCCAUUGUCGACAACGCCUUACAUGCCCUCACGGAUGAGGUCAUCAUCCCACACUCUGGAUGGGAGAGGGAGCCCAGUGAGGACUCGAAACCCCGCCACAUAGAGUGGGAGUCGGUGCUCACCAACACCAUUGGCUGCCUUAGAAAUGUCAGCUCAGAGAGGAGUGAAGCCCGCCGGAAAUUGCGGGAGUGUGAUGGGCUAGUGGAUGCCCUCAUCUACAUUGUCCAAGCAGAGAUUGGCCAGAAAGAUUUAGACAGCAAGCUUGUGGAGAACUGCGUUUGCCUCCUGAGGAACCUGUCCUACCAGGUGCACCGUGAGAUCCCCCACGCAGAGCGUUACCAGGAAGUGCCCCUCAAUGCGACCAACAACACCGGUCCCCAUGCAGCCAGCUGCUUUGGUGCCAAAAAAGGCAAAGACGAGUGGUUCUCAAGAGGUAAAAAACCGACAGAGGAUCCUUCUACCGAUGUCGUAGACUUCCCCAAAAGACCAACCCCUGCAAAAGGUUAUGAGCUCCUCUUCCAGCCAGAAAUUGUCCGCAUAUAUAUUUCCCUGUUGAAGGAGAGCAAAACUCAAGCUAUCUUAGAAGCUUCAGCAGGAGCCAUCCAGAAUUUGUGUGCUGGCCGUUGGACGUACGGUCGGUACAUCCGCUCUGCGUUGCGCCAAGAGAAAGGCCUCUCUGCCAUUGCGGACCUGUUGACUUACGACAGCGAGCGUGUGGUGAAAGCUGCGUCUGGAGCCCUGCGCAACCUGGCAGUGGAUUCCCGUAACAAAGAGCUGAUAGGCAAGCAUGCCAUCCCCAGUUUAGUGAAGAAUUUGCCAGGGGGACAGCAAACGCCGGCUAAGAACCUCUCUGAAGAUACUGUGGUCUCUGUGUUAAAUACCAUAAAUGAGGUCAUUCUGGAUAACUUGGAAGCAGCCAAGAAACUGCGGGAGACACAAGGCAUCGAGAAACUGGUGCUGAUCAACAAAUCUGGGAACCGCUCAGAGAGAGAAAUCAGAGCAGCUGCUCUUGUACUGCAGACAAUCUGGGGGUAUAAGGAAUUGCGGAAGCCACUGGAGAAGGAAGGAUGGAAGAAGUCUGACUUCCAGGUGAACCGGAGUAACAGUACUCGAAGCCAGGGUGGCAACUCCUUUGAUGACAGCACCUUGCCCCUCAUUGAUAAGAACCAAAAAGGAGACAAGAAAUCUUCUCGAGAGGAGAUCCAAAUGGGCAACAUGGGACCAGACAAUUACUCUACACUGAACGAGCGGGACCAUAAUAGGACAUUGGAGCGAUCUGGAGAAGAAAUGGAAUCUAUGAAGGGAGCCCCACUGAUGCAGGAGGAAGGGCAGGAAUCCUUUGCGGAGAGUGACACGUUGCUUUAUCCUCCUAUGCAGAAGAUCUAGAGCUGCCACCAUCUGCCUUCUCUGUUUUGGGUUUAUAACAUACUUUGUAUAACACUUUGUGGUGAAAUGGACUGACUCUCUCUCUUUUUUAAAAAAAAUCUCUUGGGCACACAAGUCCAGCCACCCAGAGCCAAAUGACUGGCCCCGCCUGAGCCCACAGGGCCUCACACCUCCCUGUAGACGGCUGAGCCCAUCCAAUUCCCUGGACACUUCUUUUUGUCUGUAUUUUUCAAAAGUGCAGCGAUUCCUGAAGACCAAAUACUCCCGAUGGAUCUCACUCAAGCAACUAAGGCAGAACACUAUAAAAUUACAAGCUUCUCAUCUGCAGCAGAUGAUGGAAGCCCCGUGGUGCAGAUGGAUCUCAGCUGAAAACCUACCAUACUGGAACUAGGUUUUUUUUUUUUUUUGUUUUCUUAAAUGCAGUGUCUUCUCUCUUCAUGGAGAAGAACUCUGAGGACCAGUCUCCUCCUUCUCUUAGCCUAUAGAAUAUAUUUUUGUGUGUGAUUUUUUUUUUCUU
Messenger RNA from Lacerta agilis (Sand lizard), 4020 nucleotides. RefSeq names its product catenin delta 1 (gene CTNND1). Bases 654 to 3503 code for a protein of 949 amino acids. Lineage: Eukaryota; Metazoa; Chordata; Lepidosauria; Squamata; Lacertidae. The transcript has 21 exons. Gene Ontology annotation, biological process: cell-cell junction assembly; cell-cell adhesion. Gene Ontology annotation, molecular function: cadherin binding. Gene Ontology annotation, cellular component: cytoplasm; plasma membrane; adherens junction. The record is from RefSeq and is a predicted model, not a curated record.